AUGGUGUCCCGUAAGGUCAACGUCCUCGUGUAUAACGGCACGGGGACUACAGUCGAAUCCGUCAAGCACGCAAUCUACUCCCUGCGGCGACUGUUGUCGCCCAAUUAUGCAGUUAUCCCCGUUACAGAUACUGUUCUGCUCAAGGAGCCAUGGGCCCCUUCGUGCGCGCUUUUGGUCUUUCCCGGAGGUGCUGAUCUCGGGUACUGCCGUGUAUUGAACGGCCAGGGCAACUCCAUCAUCUCACAGUAUGUGCGCCGCGGCGGAAAAUAUCUCGGCUUCUGCGCCGGUGCUUAUUACGGCUCCAAGAAGUGCGAGUUCGAGGUCGGAAACAGGUCCAUGGAGGUCAUUGGGUCUAGGGAGUUGGCUUUCUUCCCGGGUACCUGCCGGGGUGGCGCCUUCAAAGGCUUCCAGUACAACAGCGAGAAGGGUGCUAAAGCAGUACAAAUCAACGUUAAGAAAGACUCGUUCAAAGGCGUCGGCUUAGUGCCCGAGGUCGUCACAUCAUAUUACAAUGGCGGUGGUGCCUUCGUUGAUGCACAAGACCCAAACAACGAUGUUGAGAUCUUGGCUAGCUAUGCUGGCACACUUGAUGUUGAUGGAGGUGCUGAAAACGCAGCGGUAGUAUAUUGUCGGGUCUCCCAAGGUGCUGCUAUUCUUACUGGCCCUCACCCCGAAUUUGCUUCUGUCAAUCUCAGCCCUCAUCAUGAUGUUGAUGGGUAUAACAAAUUGAUUGCGUCCCUCCAAGAGGGGGACGCCGAUCGAGUAAGCUUCUUAAAGGCUUGCCUAACGAAACUAGGCCUUGAAGUAAGCUCGGAAUCAUCAGGUGUGCCUUCCCUGUCCCGCCUUCAUUUAUCAUCUAUCAUCAGCAGCAACGUCGAUGAUUUGUUGUAUUCAUGGGAGGACAUAAUAAGUAAGGAGGAUGGAGAAGAAUACAUCAGAUCAGAACACGACACAUUUCAUCUGGAAAAGCCCGAUACUAGAUGGAACAUGAACGAACUUAAAGACACACUCCCGAAGAAUGAAAUUACGGGAGAGCUUACCACUCCAUCUAGAUCGACCGACGAAGCUUUAAUCGACUAUACAACAGUCAUAAAGCGCAUCGUCACCCAUGAACGAGCAUGGCCCGAUGUCAAAGAAACUCCCUACUUUAACCACCACGCAUACUUCUCAAGCUUAAGAGACUAUCGUCGGGAAGACACCGAUGCUGAGGAAUGGGGAGACUACAUGAUGUACGGCGAAGUCUUAACGAGCACGAACACAAUACUGGAAAAGAAUUUCAAGCUUCUUUCCAAGCUUCCCUCUGGAUUUACAGUUGCGGCGACUACUCAGGUAGCAGGACGGGGUCGUGGCACCAACGUCUGGGUCUCGCCUGCAGGGUGUCUGGUCAUGUCUACAGUGAUUAACCACCCAGGGCACCUAGCAGCGAGCCGGCCUGUCGUAUUUAUUCAAUAUCUAGCUGCCGUGGCAAUUGUUCAAGCCAUAAAGACGUACGGCAAGGGAUACGACGAACUACCCGUGAAACUGAAGUGGCCUAACGACAUCUACGCCCGAGACCCCAGCAACACAUCCGACCAACCAACAUAUGUCAAGAUCGGCGGUAUCUUAUCAAACUGUGUCUAUUCAUCAGGCUCGUAUCAGAUCGUGCUAGGAAUCGGUGUCAACACAACUAACGGGCGACCAACGACCUCCCUCGACGCCCUUUUACCGCCCCAUCUACCACCCUUCAGCAUCGAGAAGCUAAUUGCUCACAUCCUAACACGGCUCGAAACGCUGUAUAAGGCCUUCGUACGCAAAGGGUUCACAAGAGACAUGGAGUACGCAUAUUACGAACACUGGCUUCACGGCCGCCAGAUCGUCACGCUCGAGGCUGAGGGAGGCGCCAGAGCCCGUAUCGUCGGAAUUACUACCGACUGGGGCAUGCUCAGGGCUGAAGAGCUCGGCAGGGACGACAAGCCGACUGGGCGGAUGUGGGCUUUGCAGAGCGAUGAGAAUAGCUUUGAUUUCUUUAGAGGCUUGGUUAAGAGGAAAAUAUGA
Xylaria bambusicola is the source of this 2034-nucleotide messenger RNA. RefSeq names its product biotin-protein ligase. The record is from RefSeq and is a predicted model, not a curated record. Bases 1 to 2034 code for a protein of 677 amino acids. Gene Ontology annotation, biological process: protein modification process. Lineage: Eukaryota; Fungi; Ascomycota; Sordariomycetes; Xylariales; Xylariaceae. Gene Ontology annotation, molecular function: biotin--[biotin carboxyl-carrier protein] ligase activity. Gene Ontology annotation, cellular component: cytoplasm. The transcript has a single exon.